GUCGAGGUGGUCAUAAAUCUCGUAAUCUCGCGCCAUCUGCCAAUUUUUUCGCCCUCCAGAAGUCGUGUAACUCUCACAAAGAUGCAUUCCAAAGCCUACAAACAUUUACUGGUGUUCCUAGUGCUAGGUAUUGCCUCUGCCACAAGCUUCUGCAAGUAUCCGGACAAGCCGACUCUCCAUCAGUGGGGCCAAACGAACUGCGAAAAAUGGAAGAAGGGGUUGUCUAGAGAGUAUUGUGCAGAUACUGUUGGUCAGGCUACAUGCCCAGGAACUAAUAGAUACAUCUGCUCGGGCCGGACAUAUACAUAUGAAGAUCCAUCUACUGGGAAGAGCGAAACUGGUUUCGCACCGGCCUGCUACUUUUUUAAAAAAUAGCCAAAUCAUUUUUUAGGCAACAGCUAUAUGUCACUGGUUGACAAGAGAGCGACGGUCUCGCUUCUCUGUCAUUAAUUCAUCCAUUGCUCAUGCCUGUGCUUCUCAAGUGCGCCUGAUGCGGAUGCAAGAAGUAACACUCUCGAAAGGGGCCGGUUGCCGCUAUCGCUUUCGAAUCACCAUACUCGCGCUGUCUAGCAUCCUCGAUGACACAGCUAAGGAUAUUCCACUUACGCGUUCGACGAUGCUGCCUGCAUAUCGUGCGGCGAUCCGAAGCAUUUCUCUCGGAGCAGCCCGCAUGGCACACGAACACGGAUAUCGUAGCAAUUCCAUAGGUAAAGAACGAGCUGUGCACGACUCGGGUUUAUCAUGAAAUUAUCCAUUCCGAAC
Molecule: messenger RNA, 762 nt
Organism: Cercospora beticola
Lineage: Eukaryota; Fungi; Ascomycota; Dothideomycetes; Mycosphaerellales; Mycosphaerellaceae
Source: RefSeq, a predicted model, not a curated record